Molecule: messenger RNA, 2092 nt
Organism: Meloidogyne enterolobii
Lineage: Eukaryota; Metazoa; Nematoda; Chromadorea; Rhabditida; Meloidogynidae
Source: the annotation of a GenBank genome assembly
UUAGGUGGUUUCAUUUUUACAAGUUAAAUAUGUCUACAAAGAAGAAAAGUAGUGGUCGUCAAAGUAAUUUGUUUACAUUCUUUCAAAAAACGCCAAAAACUGAAAAAUCUGAUGAAAUAACACCAAUUCAUGGAGACAAAGAUAAAGUGAAUGAUGAGGCGAUUGAUGAUCUUGAAAAUAUUCCUACUAAAAAAGAGAUAACAACACCUUCAAACAAAAACAGCCCAAAAAUUUCUAAUGGAACAAAUAAACCUAAAAUAACAACUACACCAUUAUCUGUUAAAAGAAAGUUAUCCAAAAAUGAAGAAAAGCAAGAUGUUUCAAUUAUUUUAGAUGAUGAUAGCAAUAGUGGAGAGAAUGUGGAGGGGUUUUUAAGUUGUGCAGGGUCUUCGUUUACUGAUUCUCCUGCCUCACCACAAUUUUCCUUUAAACGACGGCGUGCAAUAAUUUCUUCUGAUGAGGAAGAGGUUGAUGAUUUAAAUAAAUCUAAAAGUGAAAGAAAAAUUAGAAAAAAUGAAGAUAAAGUUGAUAAAAAUUUAAGUGAAGUUAAAGAGGAUUUAAAUGAUGGAAAGGGAGAAAAUGAUAGUGAAAAGGUGAACAUUUCUAAUGAAAAAAUGGAACAAGAUGUUCCAAUUGUUGAUGACGAUAGCUGUCAUUUGAUUAGCCAAGAGAAAGAAAAUAAAUCUACAGUGAAGGCUCAUUCAUUUAUUGAAUUAUUUAGUUUUUCUAAUAACGAUGGUGAAGAGAUUAUCUCAGACCAACAACAAAAAAUUAAAUCAUCUUCCAACAUCUUAAAAACCCCAAAAUCAACCAAAGCUUCACACGAAGAAGAAAACAAAGGCGGGGACGAUCAUUUUCCCCAUCUGGAUUUUGAAUUUUUAAAAAAGCCAAGAGAUGCACAAAAAAGGAAGCCAACAGAUCCAGAAUAUGAUUCUCGAACACUUUUUGUUCCUCCAGAUUUUCUUAAACAACAGUCACCAGGUUUUGUUUUUCUGAUUCUUUCAUUUAUUACUUUAGGUCAUCAACAAUGGUGGAAAUUGAAAUCUGUACAUUUCGACACUAUUCUAUUUUUUAAAGUUGGUAAAUUUUAUGAGCUUUAUCACAUGGAUGCUGUUAUUGCUGUGGAAAAUUUGUCUUUGGUUUAUAUGAGGGGAAAAUAUGCUCAUUGUGGUUUUCCCGAAGCAUCCUAUGGCCGUUAUGCUGAACAACUUGUCAAUAAAGGUUAUAAAGUUGCUCGAAUUGAACAAACUGAAACACCAGAACAAUUAGCUGAAAGGCAGAAAAAAUCAAAAAAUUCAACAAAUAAUUGUUCUUCGCCUCGAAUUGAAAGAGAAAAAGUUGUUAGGCGUGAACUUUGUAGAUUGACAACUAUUGGAACGAAAACUUUUGGAAUAUUUGAUGGAAGUGAUUCUAGAGAUUCUACUGAUGUUGCUGUAGAUUCAAGUCCAAAUUAUUUACUGGCUUUGACAGAAAGAAAAUCAGAUAAUCGCUCAAAUGAUGGCUUUAGUCGAUUUGGUGUUUGUUUUGUUGAUUGUUCUGUUGGCAAAUUUUUUCUUGCCGAAUUUGAUGAUGAUCGUUUUCAAAGUAGUUUACGAACACUUUUUGCUCAUAAUUUACCUGUGCAGUUGAUAUAUGAGAAAGGAGCACUUUCUUCUGGUACCGCAACUCUUUUGGAAACAAUGCUUUCUAGUGUCCCAAAGGAAAUUUUAUUCUCUAAGAGACAAUUUCUGACAGCCGAGGAUACUUUGAAUUUGCUCUCUGAAGAACUUUAUUUUGGUUCAAAUAUUGACCAAUGGCCGAAUACUUUUCGCUCCUUGUUGGAUGACUCUCCAAUCCCUAAACCUUCAAAGCAACACAAACUUUGUAUUUCUGCUUUUGGCGCCAUUCUUUGGUAUUUACGUGAAUGCUUAAUUGAUGUAGAUACAAUUAGUAUGCGUCAAAUUGAGCUUUAUUCUCCACCUUCGCUUAAUUUUGAUGAUAAUAAUGGUAAUAUUUGUCCGAUGUCUUCAUCUGAAGCUUGGAAAGGAAAGCACACGUAAAUUAUAUUUUUUUGCCAAGUGUAGUUAUUCGCUAGAUAUCUCAAUCCAAUUAU